AUGUUCCGCAGCAUUUUCGGGAACAGGUCUACGAGCUCGGUCUCGUCCCUGAGCGCCUUGGACGAGACCAAGGCUCUCGAAGAUGCUAUGUAUGCCACGUCGUUCAUGAUGGACGACAAUAUAGAACGCGCCGAGGAAGAGCUCUCCAAAGGAAAUUCCGUUUUCCACAAGCAUGGCAAGGCUGUUGUUGUGUUCCUCCGCGCCGUUCUCGGGUUUGAGCGAGAAAUCAUGAAGGAGGCGCAGGAACGCAUCAGCGAAGCGGAAUCUGCGGCGAGUCAAGCCCAAUCUCACGCCCAGAGGGACCCAACGACGUCUUCGGCUUCUGCGUAUUCUGCUGGGACUGAAUAUGCAUUGAUUCUUGCGGAACUCCGUUUGAUGAGCGCGAUUACUGGCGUGUUAACUGAAAGUGUGACGGAAGCUAUCAAGAGCUUUUAUAAGCUUAGACAAUCAUAUCUCAUACUUGAUGCCAUCCAACAGGAAGAAAAGCGAUACUUUGAAAAGACAGGUUUUUCUCCUCCCACAAUCGAUACAAUAAGCGAUACGGUGUCUAGCAGUGCUUCAACGUCCAGUCAGGAUCUCGAGAAAGAGAAACAGGCUUCUUCUGAAGUUUCUUCGGACCCAGAUCGCGAAGAUUCCGAUGUUGAUUUUGUCGAUGCAACGGAAGUCUGCGAGGAACCCGCGACGCAGAAGUAUCUUGGAAGACUGUCAACGGAUGAAGGCAUUGAGAAUGAACUUGACAGGGUAACGAUCAAAGACUCGCCUGGUGCAGCCCUUGCGGAACUGCGGCGCCGCUCAUCUACUUUUCAAGAUGGUCCUGGAUUGGAUGCAUUUGGGGACAACAUCGUUGAUUGUUUCAUUCAUUCCGGCUCGAAUAUGUGCUUUGGUAUGAUUCAGAUUCUGUUAUCUAUGCUGCCACCAGCGUUCAGUACUCUAGUCAAGAUUGCUGGCUUCAAGGGUGACCGUGUACGAGGCUUGGCUCUUCUGUGGCAAGCCAGCAAGUUCAAGAAUAUCAAUGGUGCUUUUGCGGGUCUGGUCCUUUUAGGAUACUACAAUGGCUUUGUGGGGUUCUGUGAUAUCCUGCCCACGCGUGGGCGGGGAGCUUAUCCCAAAACUCGGUGUGCAACCCUGCUGCAGAGCUUCCGCACCCAAUAUCCGAACAGCAGAUUAUGGAUUCUUGAGGAGUCUCGAAUGUUAUCGAGCAACAAGGAGCUUGAAAAAGCGAUUCAACUACUUGAAGAGACCCCAGAUGCAAAUCUGAAGCAAGUACGUGCUUUGCAGACGUUUGAGAAGAGCUUGAGUUUUAUGUCUUCGCACCAAUAUGAACCAUGUUCAGAAGGUUUUCAGAAGUGCGUAAAGUUGAACAACUGGUCUCACGGUCUUUAUUAUUUCGUUGCCGGUGCUGCUUACGUUGAACAAUACCGGGAAAUGAAAGACGUAGACGUCGAGAAGGCGAGCACUGCCAAAGAAAAGGCAGAAGAGCUAUUGAGAAAAGUUCCCGAGCAUAUUGGCAAACGAAAGAUGAUGGGUCGUCAACUACCUUUUGAUGCGUUCGUGAGUCGUAAGCUGCAAAAAUGGGAACAGCGAGCGACCGAUUGGCACUGUGACCUUGUUGAUGCAGUCGGAGUGUCACCAUUAGAAGAGAUGAUAUAUUUCUGGAACGGCUAUAAACGUAUGUCUCCCAAGCAUCUUGAAGUAUCGAUGAGAAGGUUAGAUUGGUCGACGAGCGAAGCAAACCCAUUUUCAGUACAAGAAACACUAGACGAACAUUCGAUCCGUCAUUUGCUGAGAGCGACUGUGUUGCGAAACAUGGAAAAGCGGGAACAAGCGCGAGAAGUGCUUAAAGAGGUUAUGGGUCAUCCACAUCACGAGUUUAAAGGCGGUCUGAAAGAUAAUUGGACACAGCCGGCGGCACACUAUGAAUUGGCUGUCACCUAUUGGAAAGAGUACUGUGAGAAUGGUAGUACUGAUGCGCUUCAUGAAGCCAAAACAUUGCUUGACAAGGUCGCUGCAUGGGAAUCUUACGAUCUAGAUGCUCGUAUAGGUAUGAGGGUUAAAACAGGCAGUGAAACCAUCAGGAAGGAAAUGGAGGCUAUAUCGACCUCGACAUCCUAG
Molecule: messenger RNA, 2112 nt
Organism: Verruconis gallopava
Lineage: Eukaryota; Fungi; Ascomycota; Dothideomycetes; Venturiales; Sympoventuriaceae
Exons: 3
Coding region: 1-2112 (703 amino acids)
Cellular component (GO): cytosol; mitochondrial outer membrane; nucleus
Molecular function (GO): protein binding
Source: RefSeq, a predicted model, not a curated record